UUCAUCCAGUAAAUGUUUAUUGGGUAUCUAUUAUUAAUGAGGCGCUAUUUCUGUGGUGGUACAAGCCUUUAAUCCCAGCACAUGAGGCAGAGGCAGGCAGAUUUCUGAGUCUGAAGCCAGGCUGGUCCAGCAGCCAGAGUUAUGUAGAGACUCUCUCUCUCUCUCUCUCUCUCUCUCUCACACACACACACACACACACACACACACACACACUCCAACAAACAAAAAAAGUGCUAGUCUAGGCACAUGUACAGAAAAGAACAAAGUGACAAGGUUUCUAGCUGUUCAGGUAACCAACAUUAAAGUUCACACCAAAUCAGUAGUAGAAUUUCAGUAGUGAGAGCCUCUUUAGGGUGACUGAAGCUGAAACCCAGUGGAAGUUCCCUGUAGAGGAACAGCGCAGCCAACAGAUGGAAAAAGACUUGAGGCAGUUUGAGGAAUAGAAAGGAGACUUGGUGGCUGGAGCCAGGAGCAUAGUGGUAUAUACAUUGCCAUUAUAAUGUGGAGAGAGAGAGAGAGAGAGAACCCCAAAGAUCCGCCUUAUAGUUAGGAAAACAAUAGGGCUGACAAGAUGGCUCACCAAGCCUGACUACCUGAGUCUGAUUCCCCAGAGAACCACACUUUUAAAAGAAAACUGACUCUCCCAAGUUCUCUGGCCACGUGUAUGUUGUAUGCAUGCACCCACAAAAUAUAAAUAAAUAACUCUCUCGGGAAGAAUUCCUUUAAAAAACAAGCAACUUCAGGAGCCACCCCUCAGGCGCGCUGGGAUUUUGGCAGCUGACUUGACCUUGUGCAUGCCGAUCUCCACAACCUCCGGAUCUUAAAAUCUUUUCGCUGCCCCUCUUCUGCAACGAUGUCUGAUUCAAUGAUAGCUGGCCCAUUCGUUUUAUUAUUUUAUGCACUUUGGCGUUUUGCCUCUAAACAUGUCUGUAUGAGGGUUUCGGACCCCCUGGAGCUGGAGUUUCAGAUGGUUGUGAGCUGCCAUGUGGGUAGUCACUUCUCCAGCACCUAGCUGUCCCAUGGCGAGCUUUGCACUCUACGGUCUCUUUUCUUUUCCCCUGGAAACUUAAUUUUUUUAAAUUCAUUUUAUUUUGGGGGCUAGGGAGCGUGACACGGAGCUCGCGUGUGAAGUUCAGGCCAACCUGCUGGAGUCAAUUCACCUUAUACCAUGCGGGCUCCAGGGGUCGGGCUCAGGUUGGCCGCAAGCGCCUUUAGCCGCUGAGUCAUCUCGCCAGCGCGCUCUUUUUAAACUUGAGACAGGGUCUCUGCACGUAGCAGGGUGGGAACUCGCUGCAGGUUGCCUCGGCUGCCGACGAGCUAGGCGGAUGAGCCUGCGCUAGAACGCUCAGUUUCUCUACAUCUGUGGCAAUAAAGUGUCCCCCGAGGACUUAAGCCCAGCAGAAGCCAUGCCACCCACAACCAGCUCGGUUGACUUCCCGGAGAGAGAAGGCAAUUUUUCGCGAGACUUGGUGGGUUGGUCGCCGGUCCGCGGCUUGGCGGCAGCUAUCGCGAGAUUUGAUAGGUGGAGGAGGAGCCAUCUCAGGCAGCCGCCUCACAGCGAUGGCGGCCGAGCAGGGCCGGCGGCAGUGGCGGCUGCGGGUACAGCUGGAGACGGCAGUGGAGGCGCCAGUGGUGGGUGGCGGGGGCCUGUGACCAGGAGGUGCCCUCGGGCCCAGGCACCAUGAGCCAAGGCCCUCCUCCAGGGGAGAGCAGCGAACCCGAGGCAAAGGUCCUCCACACCAAGCGGCUUUACCGGGCUGUGGUGGAGGCUGUGCAUCGGCUAGAUCUCAUCCUUUGCAACAAAGCUGCUUAUCAGGAAGUGUUCAAACCAGAGAACGUUAGCCUGAGGAACAAGCUACGAGAGCUCUGUGUGAAGCUUAUGUUCUUGCAUCCAGUAGACUAUGGGAGGAAGGCUGAGGAACUGCUGUGGAGAAAGCACAUCCACAGUCGGAGCACCUUGGAAUGUGCCUACAGGACUCAUCUGGUCGCUGGCAUUGGCUUCUACCAGCAUCUCCUUCUCUAUAUCCAGUCCCACUACCAGCUGGAACUACAGUGCUGCAUCGACUGGACUCACGUCACCGAUCCCCUCAUGGGAUUCAAGAAGCCAGUAUCUGCUUCAGGAAAGGAGAUGGAUUGGGCACAAAUGGCUUGCCACCGAUGCCUGGUGUACCUGGGGGAUCUGUCACGCUAUCAGAAUGAGUUGGCUGGUGUGGACACCGAGCUGCUAGCUGAGAGAUUCUACUAUCAAGCCUUGUCAGUGGCUCCCCAGAUUGGAAUGCCCUUCAACCAGCUGGGUACCCUUGCAGGCAGCAAGUAUUACAACGUGGAAGCCAUGUAUUGCUACUUGCGCUGCAUCCAGUCGGAAGUGUCCUUUGAGGGAGCCUAUGGGAACCUCAAGAGACUAUAUGACAAGGCAGCCAAAAUGUACCACCAGUUGAAGAAGUCUGAGACCAGGAAGCUCUCCCCUAGCAAAAAGCGAUGCAAAGACAUUAAGAGGUUGUUGGUGAACUUCAUGUACCUACAAAGCCUGUUACAGCCCAAAAGUAGCUCCGUGGACUCAGAACUGACCUCACUCUGCCAGUCAGUCCUAGAGGAUUUCAACCUCUGCCUCUUCUACCUGCCCUCCUCACCCAACCUUGGUCUAACCAACGAGGAUGAGGAGGAGUGUGAAAGUGGAUAUGCUUUCCUCCCCGACCUGCUCAUCUUUCAGAUGGCCAUCAUCUGCCUCAUGGGUGUGCACAGUUUAAAGAGAGCAGGAUCCAAGCAUUAUAGUGCAGCCAUUGCUUUCACCCUGGCCCUCUUUUCCCACCUUAUCAAUCAUGUCAACAUACGGCUGCAGGCGGAACUGGAAGAGGGCGAGAACCCUGUCUCAGCUUUUCAGAGUGAUGGCACAGAUGAACCAGAGUCAAAAGAAGCACUAGAAAAAGAGGAGCCAGAGCCUGAGCCUCCCACUGUGGUACCCCAAGCUGAUGAGGGCAGAAAGAGCCGUAAGCACUCCCGACUCUCUUGUCUACGUCGUCGCCGCCGCCACCAUCCUCCUAAAGCUGGUGAUGACAGUGACCUGAGUGAGGGUUUUGAAUCUGACUCUAGCCAUGACUCUGCCCAGGCCAGUGACGGCUCAGACAGUGGCUCUGAUAAGAGCCUGGAAGGCAGGGGCACUGCUUUUGAUGCAGAGACAGACUCAGAAAUGAACAGCCAGGAGUCCCGGUCAGACCUGGAAGAUAUGGAGGAUGAGGAGGGGACAAGAUCUCCAGCCCAGGAGCCCCCUCAGGCCAGAUCAGAGGUUCCAGAUUCCCUCAAUGGCCCCCUGGGCCCCAGUGAAGCAAGCAUUGCCAGCAAUUUACAAGCCAUGUCCACCCAGAUGUUCCAGACCAAGCGCUGCUUCCGACUGGCUCCCACUUUCAGCAACCUGCUCCUGCAGCCCACCACGGAACCUAACAGUGUGGCCAGUCACAGGCCUUGUGUCAACGGGGAUAUGGACAAGCCUUUAGAACCAGCCUCUGAGGAUGGCUCCGAGUCAGAGGGGAGCGAGUCCAGCAACCGCUCCUGUCGCAACGAGCGCAGCCUUCAGGAGAAGCUGCAGGCCCUGAUGGCUGAGGGCCUCCUUCCUGCUGUGAAGGUCUUCCUGGACUGGCUGCGAACCAACCCUGACCUCAUCAUCGUGUGUGCACAGAGCUCUCAAAGUUUGUGGAACCGCCUGUCUGUGUUGCUGAAUCUGUUGCCAGCAUCUGCUGAGCUCCAGGAUUCUGGCCUGGCUCUGUGUUCCGAAGUCCAAGGUCUCCUUGAAGGCUGCGAGCUGCCUGACCUCCCUGCCAGCCUGCUGCUCCCAGAGGACAUGGCACUGCGUAACCUACCUCCUCUGCGGGCUGCUCAUAGACGCUUUAACUUUGACGCAGAUCGGCCCCUGCUCAGUGCUUUAGAGGAGUCGGUGGUGCGCAUCUGCUGUAUCCGCAGCUUUGGGCACUUUGUUGCUCGCUUACAAGGCAGCAUCCUGCAGUUCAAUCCAGAGGUCGGCAUCUUCGUCAGCAUUGCUCAGUCUGAGCAGGAGAGCCUGCUGCAGCAGGCCCAGGCCCAGUUUCGUAUGGCAGAGGAGGAGGCUCGGCGGAACAGGCUCAUGAGAGACAUGGCUCAGCUACGAUUACAGCUCGAGGUCUCCCAACUGGAAGGGAGCCUACAGCAGCCCAAAGCUCAGUCAGCCAUGUCUCCCUACCUCAUCCCUGACACCCAGGCCCUCUGCUACCACCUCCCUCUUAUCCGCCAGCUUGCCACCAGUGGCCGCUUCAUCAUCAUCAUUCCAAGGACAGUGAUUGAUGGCCUGGAUUUGCUGAAGAAAGAACAGCCAGGGGCCAGGGAUGGCAUCCGGUACCUGGAGGCAGAGUUUAAAAAGGGAAACAGAUACAUUCGCUGCCAGAAGGAGGUGGGAAAGAGCUUUGAGCGGCAUAAACUGAAGAGGCAGGAUGCAGAUGCCUGGACUCUCUAUAAGAUCCUGGACAGCUGCAGACAGCUAACUCUGGCCCAGGGGGCAGGGGAGGAGGACCCAAGUGGCAUGGUGACCAUUAUCACAGGCCUUCAUUUGGACAGCCCCAGUGCACUCUCUGGGCCCAUGCAGGCUGCCCUGCAAGCUGCUGCCCAUGCCAGUGUGGACGUCAAGAACGUUCUAGACUUCUACAGGCAGUGGAAGGAGAUUGGUUGAGACUGGUCUCCAGGCCCUGCCGUGGGGCUGACUCCAGAUUUCUCCUGUUCUCCCUGGCGACCAGGACCACCACCUGUAGUCACCCCACCACAUGCAGACUCAAGCAGGCAAACAGGAAGGAAGGCCAGCUGCACUGAGGCUGCAGGGAGGGCCCAGGAGCCAGCGGGGAGGAUGGGGGCCCCUGUUGCCAAGGCGAAAUCAGGAAAGUGAGGAAGUGCUUGGCGUAGGAGUGGCCAUGGACCCCCGGCCAGCCUUCCACCUUAAACCUGCAGUCCCCAGGGGCAUGGGCAGGGGCAGGCAUGGGGGUCUGCAUUUCAUUGGAGCAGUUCCUGGACUUCUGAGAGGAAAAGAUGACAGAAGGGCCCUGUCCUCACCCAAGAUUCAGGGUGGGUGGGGCUGGGAGUUUGGAGCCCCUAGCUCUUAGGGAAGAGUGGGGAGAUACUGAGUGUCUGCAUGGUUCUCUGCAGACCCCACCCAUCCUCAAGGACCCCCUCAUCCCUUGUCUCCCAUGGGGAACAGGGCAGCUCUAGAGCCAGCUGUGGGGGCUCUUAGGGAAGCAGGGUCUGCACACUUGGAGGCCCCACUUCUCCUCUGCUGCUGCCCAGCUUCCAGGCCCACUUAGGGUGUGGGCUGGAUGGCUGUACACCAGCAGUCAUCCCUUCCCCACCAGCAGUCACUGUGCUUUGUGCUCUUGGCUGCUGUACUGGAUAAGGGGUGCCAAUGAGGGAGCGAAGGCCAAGGCCACCCCUCUGACCAUCCAGGGAGAGCUGGAGGAAGGGUGGCAGAGGGGCAAGGUCCCUGGGAGCUGCUUACUUAGGGCCCUCCUCCAUCCUAGACUACCCUCCUUUUGCCCACCCCCAGAACUAGAGCCCUGGUAGGCUGAGCACAGGCUGGUUUUGGAGUGUCAAAUGACACAGGAGCAGAGAUCAUGAAUACUCAGGGGCAGAGUAGCACCCUGAGAGCAGAGCUAUAGGAGAGGCUCUGGCCAGGACGACCCCAGUUCUACCCCUCAGGCUGGAAGCAGAGCAUAGCUGGGGCUGGGUUCUUUUCUGCUUCCCCCUCCUUGCCCCAACUGGCCUAGCUGCUUUGGCUGUGCUUAAGAGGAGCUGGCUUCCAGCCUUCCACUAAGAAAGAAGGUCUGGGAAAACCAGGGAACAGUUGGGGUUACCACAUUUCCAAUUCUGGCAGACUUGAGACUCAAGCUUAAUAAAGACCCCCUUCCCAAGUGCA
This is a messenger RNA of Mus musculus (house mouse), 5923 nucleotides long. It is a transcript of the gene Smg5, whose product is annotated as SMG5 nonsense mediated mRNA decay factor. The record is from RefSeq and is a predicted model, not a curated record. The transcript has 22 exons. Gene Ontology annotation, biological process: regulation of dephosphorylation; regulation of telomere maintenance. Gene Ontology annotation, cellular component: cytoplasm; nucleus; nonsense-mediated decay complex. The coding region runs from base 1682 to 4693 and encodes 1003 amino acids. Gene Ontology annotation, molecular function: telomeric repeat DNA binding; protein phosphatase 2A binding; histone deacetylase binding. NCBI's taxonomy places the organism in Eukaryota, Metazoa, Chordata, Mammalia, Rodentia, Muridae.